Larimichthys crocea (large yellow croaker) is the source of this 3334-nucleotide messenger RNA. It is a transcript of the gene cept1b, whose product is annotated as choline/ethanolamine phosphotransferase 1b. Bases 339 to 1634 code for a protein of 431 amino acids. NCBI's taxonomy places the organism in Eukaryota, Metazoa, Chordata, Actinopteri, Sciaenidae. The record is from RefSeq and is a predicted model, not a curated record. The transcript has 10 exons. Gene Ontology annotation, biological process: phosphatidylethanolamine biosynthetic process. Gene Ontology annotation, molecular function: ethanolaminephosphotransferase activity; diacylglycerol cholinephosphotransferase activity. Gene Ontology annotation, cellular component: Golgi apparatus; endoplasmic reticulum membrane.
UCACGCGGGGCAAACAGCUGCUCUGGAAGGCACGCGAGACUUCCGUGAUGGCUAACGUGAACUAGCUUCGCUGUGACAGUGACACCGGUCGAGGUAAAUUCACCUCCAGCUGCAAACGUCCCUCCGGUAUCCUCACCCGGUACGAGAGAGAGGCUGUGACCCGAACCCCCCGCCCGCAGAGAGAGCUGCUGCCCGCCGGCCUGACGCGCCCUCACUGCCCGCCGCUGUCGUCCUUUAAUCGGCCAGCCCCGCUGUGGAUCUUUAGCCUCCUCCGGCAGGACAGUGGCAGAGCCAGAGCCAGAGCCAUCGGGGACCAGACCAGCAGGCAGCAGGGCUCCAUGAGCACGACGGGGCAGCAGCAGCAGCAGCAGCAGCAGGGGGGGGGCCUGCGUUCUCGCCGAGGUCUUGGCCGGGACAAAGACCCUGGGCAGGGCGUGGGCAUGGAGGCGGCCUGCUGGCUGGCGCCCGGAGUGCUGCGCAGGCUGAUCGAGCUGCCCUCACCCCCCCUGUCACGACACCAGCUCAAAAGACUGGAGGAGCACAGGUAUAGCAGUGCUGGACGCUCCCUGCUGGAGCCUCUGAUGCAGCGUUACUGGGAAUGGUUGGUGGGACGAGUCCCUGCCUGGAUCGCCCCCAACCUCAUCACCAUCAUCGGCCUGGCCACCAACGUCUUCACCACUCUCGUGCUCGUCUACUACUGCCCGACUGCCACCGAACAGGCUCCUCUCUGGGCGUACCUGCUCUGUGCUGUGGGUCUCUUCAUCUACCAGUCAUUGGAUGCCAUCGACGGGAAGCAGGCCAGACGCACCAAUAGCAGCUCUCCGCUCGGCGAGCUGUUCGACCACGGCUGUGACUCCCUCUCCACCGUGUUUGUGGUGUUGGGAACCAGUAUAGCGGUGCAGAUGGGUACCAACCCGGACUGGAUGUUCUUCUGCUGCUUCGCUGGGAUGUUCAUGUUCUACUGUGCCCACUGGCAAACAUACGUGUCAGGAACGCUGCGCUUCGGCAUCAUUGAUGUGACUGAGGUGCAAAUCUUCAUAAUAAUCAUGUAUUUGCUGGCCGCCGUGGGAGGAUCUGCUUUUUGGCAGUCACUGAUUCCGAUCCUAAACAUCCAGAUGAAAAUGGUUCCCGCCAUCUGCACUUUUUUAGGAGCCAUCUUCUCCUGCACCAAUUACUUCAGAGUUAUCUUCACCGGAGGUGUGGGCAAAAACGGAUCGACGAUAGCAGGAACCAGCGUCCUCUCUCCUGUCUUGCAUAUUGGUUCAGUUAUAAUUUUGGCGAUGAUGAUAUACAAGAAGUCUGCUGUCCAGCUAUUCGAGAAACAUCCGUGUCUUUAUAUCCUGGCGUUUGGCUUCGUGUCGGCCAAAAUCACCAAUAAAUUAGUCGUAGCACAUAUGACAAAAAGUGAGAUGCAUCUCCACGAUUUAGCCUUCCUGGGACCAGGACUACUGUUCCUGGAUCAGUAUUUCAAUAGUUUUAUUGACGAGUACCUGGUGCUGUGGAUUGCGUUGAUCAUUUCCUUUUUUGACUUGGUGCGUUACUGUGUCAGUGUUUGCAACCAGAUUGCCUGCCAUCUUCACAUUUUCGUUUUCAAAAUCAAGCCUUGUUCAGUGCUCAGUUCAGCUCCUCACUGAGGACACGCCGGCCAUUACUGACUGACUCUGUCCCUUCCUGUCUAGUCGCACUCAUCUUUUCUUCCCUCUGUUUUCCACGUAGAGAUGCAGGGGAUGACACGGUGUAGUAUGUGCUUCUGCCAACUGAAUGUGUGGACAAAUAAUAUAUAUUAAGAUACUGGAGUAUUACUGUCAUUGUUUUCUUUUUCACCAGUGCAGAAUUGAAUUUGUACCAGUUUCAUCUUCUUCUGCCCCAUUAAUAAUUCUCCUUGUGACAAACUCAUUGUUACACAGAGCAAAUAUUUCAGGAGAGUACAGGUGCUACUCGACACGUUCAAGGAGAGAAACUUAAGUGUGUUUUAACUGUUCUCGUGCAAAGAAAAUGUAUAGGAAAUGAAUCAAACUCUUUGCUUUUCAUGAUUAUAAUUUUUGUAAUAUUUGCAUAACCUUUUUGCUAUUGUAAAUACCAAACUGUUACGGUGUCUGUGCUUCUCUUUUAAGUUAAAAUAAUCCUGCAUUUAUAAACUCUUCAUGUAUAUGAUUUUAAGACAACUUUAUCACCUGCAUGACACAAAACUGUGCAUCUGUUUCACGUCAGCAAAGUGUGUUUUUGGAGGAAACUUAAAUGUCGACUUAGUUAUAUUUUCUUUCACAUUGUUCUCGUGCAAAAUGUUCCGUUUAAACCACUCGCUCAAAGCUGCACGUGGGUGUUUUUUUGGGGCGCUUCACGUCUGGGUUUGGAUUUUCUAUGUAUUUAUUGUCAUGUUGCUAAUAUAUUCAUCAUAAAGUUUAUAGUUUGGUUAAUGCUUCAUGGAUUUAGGCUUCCUCUACACUUUAUUCUUUUUUUAUAUUGUAAAUAGAGAAGGACGCGUCCUGCACGACAUGAAAACCUGAACUCAAAGGUCAAAAAGGACAAAAAUAAACUUUAGAUUUUGCAGGUGAUUUGAACAAACUCCAGAUUCGUGUAGUGUUGUGGAGACAUCUGUCCGUCUUUCCUCUGGCUGUUUUAAAUCACUCCGCCCACCAUCACUCAGCUUUCUAUCACUUCCCGUCCCGCAUCUCCACGUGGUAUUUUUUUUUAUUCUAUAUGUUUUUAUUUUGAUCUACAAAUCCAAAGAAAGGACCAAAAACCAACAAUGUGUUAGCUCGUCUCUCAGUAUCUUACGUCUCCUCAAACUCAUUGGUUUUUACAGUAGAUGUAAAUCUUUAAAAACAGCGAACAAAGACAUUUCUACAAAAAUAUAAGUGCAUUUUUUUUACAAACAAAUGGACACUAGUGUUCAGGGAACGUCACUCCAAUAGGAGGAUAUGAAGAUGUUGUUAGGGACUGUCUUCAGUGGCAGAUUAAUCCACAUUUUGUCCGUUAUGUGGCUCAUUUAUGUGUUUUUAAUUUAAGUUUUUUGACACAGAGGAAUCAGGGUUUGGAGUUGUUAGAUCAGUUUAUUGUUGUUUUUGGUCCUUUAUUUGGAUUUAUUGGACUACCUGCCGCCUUUAUGUUUUUUUUUUUUUACAUGAACGUCACACUCCUUCCUGUGUUCAGCUACUUUUUUAAAUAACAGAACCCGGUUGACAUUGUGUUUUCCCCCAAAAACACACCUGCUGAAGCCGAGCAGGUGUACCUGGACUGAAUGUGUAGGAGGAAAUGUGUCACAGUUUUUAAGAUGGCAACUUAAGAGAAACAGAUCAAACUUCUUUUUUUUUUUUUUGUUUUGUUCCUGUCA